This is a messenger RNA of Drosophila rhopaloa, 537 nucleotides long. RefSeq lists its product as uncharacterized. The record is from RefSeq and is a predicted model, not a curated record. The transcript is spliced from 4 exons. Bases 1 to 537 code for a protein of 178 amino acids. Lineage: Eukaryota; Metazoa; Arthropoda; Insecta; Diptera; Drosophilidae.
AUGCGACUGUUUCUCUAUACAUUAUUUAUUUUGGGAUCCCUAAAGACGAUCCUCAGCCAUGUGACGUUCACGAAUCUUAAGUGCGGAUCAAGGGACAGAAAUUUCAUGGAAUUUGAGAAAUGCGACAUCAAAGCGGUGAACCGUACACAUAAAUACAUCGAUAUUUAUAUGAAUCUUUUUCAAAAGCCAGUGGAUAAUAUCACAGUUAACGUAAAGUUAAUGCGGCACGAUCAUGGCUAUAAACCAUUUUUCGUAGACCUUUCCUUCAACGCUUGUAAGUUCCUCAAAAAUCAACGGCAACCGGUUGUGAAAAUGUUUUAUGACAUAUACAAGAAUAGUUCAAACAUUAACCACACAUGUCCCUUUGAUCACGACAUAAUUUUGGAUCAUUUAUGGACUGGAAAUUUGGAAUCGGAUUUUUCGAAAUAUGUUCCGAUGAUGGAUGGCGAUUAUGCUCUUUUUUCCGAAUGGUCUGUAAAUAAUAUUGAUCGGGCUUUUUUGAAUAUAUACAUAAGAAUAUCGGACAGACAAAAAUAA